AUGGCAGCUCCUCGGGGCGAGGGGAGCCCAGGCCGAGAGCUGGGGGGCUGCAGGGGGCCCUGGGGAGCGCUGCGGGGGCCCCCCCAAGCCCUCCUGCCCUGCUCCUGCCCCUGCCCUGUGCUGGCCGGCUACAGCCUGCUGCCACCCCCCCUCAGCCUCCUGGCACCCUCGGUCUCACCAGCCUACGAGGUGCCGCCGGGGCUGCUGCCCAGCGCCGGGCUCUGCCCGCCCUGCUGCCGGCAGCCCCUCUCCGCGGAGCCGGGGCGGGCAAAGGCGGCGGCGGCGCGGGAGAGCACCGGGGCGCUGAAGGCCUGGCUGGCGCGGCACCCCAGGAACCCCUACCCCAGCAAGGGGGAGAAGGUGAUGCUGGCCGUCGUCAGCCGGAUGAGCCUCACGCAGGUCUCCACGUGGUUCGCCAACGCCCGCCGGCGCCUCAAGAAGGAGAACAAGGCGGGCGGUGCCGCGCGCGGCGCCUCGGACGGCGAGGACAGCGAGGGCGAGGGGGCUCUGCCGGGUGCCCCUCCCGGCCCUGACCCCAGCCCCGUGCAGGAUGGGUGCGGGGAAAACCCCGCGGCGGGGCCAGGCCCUGGGCAAGGCAAGGAGCCUCAGAAACCCAAGAUCUGGAGCGUGACGGCGAUGCUGGCAUCUCCCCCCAGGGAGAGCGGGAGCUCCCCGGCGGUGCAGGAGCAGGGGUAGGGCCAGGGCAGUCGAGACCUGUCCCCAGGGACCAGGUGGGGAGGGGACAGCCCCACAGACGGGCGGGGCAGGACAGACAACCAAGGGACCCGGCAGGGAGGGACG
Tyto alba (common barn owl) is the source of this 801-nucleotide messenger RNA. RefSeq names its product iroquois-class homeodomain protein IRX-6-like. Gene Ontology annotation, biological process: regulation of transcription by RNA polymerase II; cell development; neuron differentiation. The transcript is spliced from 2 exons. Gene Ontology annotation, cellular component: nucleus. Gene Ontology annotation, molecular function: RNA polymerase II cis-regulatory region sequence-specific DNA binding; DNA-binding transcription factor activity, RNA polymerase II-specific. The record is from RefSeq and is a predicted model, not a curated record. The coding region runs from base 1 to 696 and encodes 231 amino acids. Lineage: Eukaryota; Metazoa; Chordata; Aves; Strigiformes; Tytonidae.